Molecule: messenger RNA, 548 nt
Organism: Racocetra persica
Lineage: Eukaryota; Fungi; Glomeromycota; Glomeromycetes; Diversisporales; Gigasporaceae
Source: the annotation of a GenBank genome assembly
AUGACAACUUCAAUUAGCUCUAACGCUUUUGAUACAUCUACUGACAUGAAAGGGUUGCAUGUCAUAGAGUUUAUUACUAAUGACCAACCCUAUUCAACAGAAAAGUUACUAGAAAAGUUGCAAGAAUUUCAAGCAACUUUUCUUGAGGAUUUUGAAGACUACAAUGUUGGAUCAUCCAAAUUGCAUUCAUCUUACCAUCAUCGUUUUACGAGCUUUCCUUUUCUAGGAACUGAAAAGGAUAUAUUCCAAACGGAUGAUGGUUUACCUUGUGAUGAUGCUCAUUUCUUUGAUGAUGGAAUCAUCGAGACCGCUGCAGCCGUCGUUGCUGAGGAUUUAGAUGCCGACGCUGGCGAUGACGCUGAGAACGCGAUGAUUCGAUCAGCAAUAGAAAAGAUAAAAAAGGCGGCUGAAGAACAAGAGAAGCAGCUACGGUAUAAAGAAGAAGAGUUACAAGAACUCUACGAAACAUUUGCAGAAUUAGAAGAAGAAUUACACGAGGUUUCGUCGUAUGAUCAAUCUCAAGCAUUUAUCGGAUUCAGUAGAGCAAA